GAAAAGGAGGGAGGGGGUGGGGAGGAGGGAAUCUUAUAUCACGUGACAGGGGCGGCGCGGCCCGGGGUGUCAGUGUGGAGGAGACUGAGUAUUCUACCUUGUAAAUACUGUUAUUUGUAUAUACUGUAAAUGAUGACAUCGGUGGGCACUAACCGAGCCCGGGGAAACUGGGAACAACCUCAAAACCAAAAUCAGACACAGCACAAGCAGCGACCACAGGCCACUGCGGAACAGAUUCGACUUGCACAGAUGAUUUCGGACCACAAUGAUGCUGACUUUGAAGAGAAAGUAAAACAACAUUCUUGGGAGAUGGUCGGGAAGAAGAAAGGAGUCUCAGGACAGAAGGAUGGUGGUCAAGUGGAACCCAAUGAGGAAGGCAAAGAAAAUCGAGACCGAGACAGAGACUAUAGUCGACGACGUGGAGGGCCACCAAGACGGGGGAGAGGUGCCAGCCGAGGACGAGAGUUUAGGGGUCAGGAAAAUGGAUUGGAUGGCACCAAGAGUGGAGGACCUUCUGGAAGAGGCACAGAAAGAGGCCGAAGAGGUCGUGGCCGAGGCAGAGGAGGCUCCGGUAGGCGAGGAGGAAGGUUUUCUGCUCAAGGAAUGGGAACUUUCAACCCAGCUGAUUAUGCAGAGCCAGCCAGUACCGAUGAUAACUAUGGCAAUAGUAGCGGCAAUACAUGGAACAAUACUGGCCACUUUGAACCAGAUGAUGGGACAAGUGCAUGGAGGGCUGCAACAGAGGAGUGGGGAACUGAAGAUUGGAAUGAAGAUCUUUCUGAGACCAAGAUCUUCACUGCCUCUAAUGUGUCUUCAGUGCCUCUGCCUGCAGAGAAUGUGACAAUCACUGCUGGUCAGAGAAUUGACCUUGCUGUUCUGCUGGGGAAGACACCAUCUUCAAUGGAGAAUGAUUCAUCUAAUCUGGAUCCAUCUCAGGCUCCUUCCCUGGCUCAGCCUCUGGUAUUCAGUAACUCGAAGCAGAGUGCCAUAUCACAACCUGCUUCAGGGAGCACGUUUUCCCAUCAUGGUAUGUUGGCAGCUCAGCAUUCUCAGUCUGGAAGCACCACCACCUCCUCUUGGGACAUGGGCUCGACGACACAGUCCCCAUCACUGGUGCAGUAUGAUUUGAAGAACCCAAAUGAUUCAGCAGUGCACAGCCCCUUUACAAAACGCCAGGCUUUCACCCCGUCUUCAACCAUGAUGGAGGUGUUCCUUCAGGAGAAGCCUCCUGCAGUGGCUACCUCCACAGCUGCACCUCCACCCGCCUCUUUACCUCUGCCAAGCAAAUCUACCUCAGCUCCACAGAUGUCUCCUGGGUCUUCAGACAACCAGUCCUCCAGCCCUCAGCCUGCUCAGCAGAAACUAAAACAGCAGAAGAAAAAAGCCUCUUUGACUUCUAAGAUUCCUGCUCUGGCUGUGGAGAUGCCUGGCUCAGCAGAUAUCUCAGGGCUAAAUCUGCAGUUUGGGGCAUUGCAGUUUGGGUCAGAGCCUGUCCUUUCUGAUUAUGAGUCCACCCCCACCACGAGCGCCUCUUCAAGCCAGGCUCCAAGCAGCCUGUAUACCAGCACGGCCAGUGAAUCUUCAUCUACAAUUUCAUCUAACCAGAGUCAGGAUUCUGGUUAUCAGAGCGGCCCAAUUCAGUCGACAACCUAUACCUCCCAAAACAAUGCUCAGGGCCCUCUAUAUGAACAGAGAUCCACACAGACUCGGCGGUACCCCAGCUCCAUCUCUUCAUCACCCCAAAAGGACCUGACUCAGGCAAAGAAUGGCUUCAGUUCUGUGCAGGCCACGCAGUUACAGACCACACAAUCUGUUGAAGGUGCUACAGGCUCUUCUGUGAAAUCCGACUCACCUUCUACUUCUAGUAUCUCCACACUCAAUGAAACGGUAUCUGCAACUUCCCUACUGACAACCACCAAUCAACACUCUUCCUCCUUGGGUGGCUUGAGCCACGGAGAGGAGAUUCCAAGUACCACCACCACACAACACAGCAGCACGUUAUCUACGCAAUAGAAUACCCUUUCGUCAUCAACAUCUUCUGGGCGCACGUCAACAUCCACUCUCCUGCAUACAAGUGUGGAGAGUGAAGCGAAUCUCCAUUCUUCCUCUAGCACUUUCUCUACCACGUCCAGCACAGUCUCUGCACCUCCCCCAGUGGUCAGCGUCUCUUCCAGUCUCAAUAGUGGCAGUAGUCUGGGUCUCAGCCUAGGCAGCAACUCUACCGUCACAGCCUCAACUCGAAGCUCAGUUGCUACAACUUCAGGAAAAGCUCCUCCAAACCUCCCUCCUGGGGUCCCGCCAUUGUUGCCUAAUCCGUAUAUUAUGGCUCCAGGGCUGUUACAUGCCUAUCCGCCACAAGUGUAUGGUUAUGAUGACCUGCAGAUGCUUCAGACAAGGUUUCCAUUGGAUUACUACAGCAUCCCGUUUCCCACACCCACCACUCCACUGACUGGGAGGGAUGGUAGCCUGGCCAGCAACCCUUAUUCAGGUGACCUCACAAAGUUUGGCCGUGGGGAUGCCUCCUCCCCAGCUCCGGCCACAACCUUGGCCAAGCCCCAACAGAACCAGAUGCAGACUCACCACACCACGCAGCAGACAUUCCUGAACCCGGCGCUGCCUCCUGGCUACAGUUAUACCAGCCUGCCAUACUAUACAGGGGUUCCGGGGCUCCCCAGCACCUUCCAGUAUGGGCCUGCUGUGUUCCCUGUGGCUCCUACCUCUUCCAAGCAGCAUGGUGUGAAUGUCAGUGUGAAUGCAUCGGCCACCCCUUUCCAACAGCCAAGUGGAUAUGGGUCUCAUGGAUACAACACUGGUGUAUCAGUCACCUCCAGUAACACGGGCGUGCCAGAUAUCUCGGGUUCUGUGUACUCCAAAACCCAGUCCUUUGAGAAACAAGGUUUUCAUUCCGGUACUCCUGCUGCCUCCUUCAACUUGCCUUCAGCCCUAGGAAGUGGGGGGCCCAUCAAUCCGGCCACAGCUGCUGCCUAUCCACCUGCCCCCUUUAUGCAUAUUCUGACCCCCCAUCAGCAGCCGCACUCCCAGAUCCUUCACCAUCAUCUGCAGCAGGAUGGCCAGGAUAUCCUCAGUCUCGUCGAUGAGCAGCUUGGUGAAUAAGUAUUCCCGUAUCAGCUGGGCUUCCUCUUGCAGGCCUCG
Octodon degus (degu) is the source of this 3153-nucleotide messenger RNA. It is a transcript of the gene Ubap2l, whose product is annotated as ubiquitin associated protein 2 like. NCBI's taxonomy places the organism in Eukaryota, Metazoa, Chordata, Mammalia, Rodentia, Octodontidae. Gene Ontology annotation, cellular component: cytoplasm; nucleus. The transcript is spliced from 19 exons. The record is from RefSeq and is a predicted model, not a curated record. Gene Ontology annotation, molecular function: protein binding.